AUGAGACAUGGGGAUGGUCGUAAAAUUCUGACGUUAAAGCUCAUUAUGCAGAGAAAACAAAAAAAAAGUAGGAAAAAACAUUUCUCAAAGUGUUUUCCGCUUUUAUGUUGUGUAAGAGAAUUGAGAGUUGGAGACGAAGUAAAGAACGCGAAUUUUCUGAUGAACACUUCAAUUAUUUCAUUUUUGAUGCUGAUUGCUUUUUCGGCUGGAGAAAAGGGAUUAAAGGCAGGGAGAUUGAAGGGAUCGGGAUUGUUUCGGGCUCGGAUUCCAUCACGAUUACAGUCAAAUAAUAUCACAUUUCGUUCAUAUAUUUUAAAUGGAACGCCAGCUGACAUCAGAGACUAUCCUUUUAAACUUUCAUUGAGAUUGUUUGGUGAAUUGGCUUGUAGCGCUUCCGUUAUUGCCCCUCGUUGGGCCCUUACCGCAGCUCAUUGUCUAGAAAUGAAUCUCCCGCCGGAACUGAUAACACUUUAUGGAGGAAGUAGCAAUAGGAUUACAGGAGGUGUAGAGUUUGCUGUCGAAGAAUACAUCUUACAUCCUGAUUACAACCUAACAACGUUGGAUUGUGACGUUGGAGUAAUAAAAAUUAAAAACUCAUUUGUCGGUCAUCGUAAUAUUUGGCCAUCAGUUCUAGCAAACGAAGCUUGUAAUACAACAACGGGAAUGACGGUUUGUUUAGCAGGUUGGGGGAUGAAUGAAGACUUUGAGUUUCCUGAAGAAUUGCAUGAAAUUCAACAGACUAUCUUAGAUCAAGACGAGUGCUACAAUUUGUGGGGUGGUGAUAUAACGAACAGGAUGCUCUGUGGAGCUGUUGAAAAUGGUGUGGAUUCGUGCAUUGGUUGUUCGCAGGCGGUGCAGUUCUAGUGGGUUUUCUGCAGGUUGGCAUCAUUUCUUUCGGCAGCGGUGUUUGCGGUGAGCCCAUUCCCAAUGUUUUUACUCGUAUCGAACAUCCAAUUGUAAGGCAGUUUAUAAGAAGGUUAACGGGAGUUUAAUGGAUGGUAAAAGCUUGUCGUAUGUCUUGAAACGGAUAAUUGAUGGAACAUGAAAUGUAAUUGACUGCUGGAAAUAAAGAUAAGAAAGUUUUAAGAGAAGAGAUAUGUGCAGAACGCAAA
Clunio marinus is the source of this 1112-nucleotide messenger RNA. The record is from the annotation of a GenBank genome assembly. Lineage: Eukaryota; Metazoa; Arthropoda; Insecta; Diptera; Chironomidae.